AUGCGCACAGCUGUGAUCAAAGAUCUCCUUCAUCAUCAACCGGAUAACAACAACACAGACAAUUGUAUAACUCACCAAAUCCGAGAGGUCACCCUAACGAUAAAACGUACCAUAAACUCAAUAUACGAAAUUUUUGUAUCAAAAGAGAACAACCACAAAAACACCCUCAUCGAAUCCUAUGUCAUGUCUUUUCAAAAGACUUUUUUGAUACCCUCUAAACUAAGUCAUGGCAAUGAAACACCGAGCCAACCUGCCGUAACGCGACUCUUUUCACCGAGUUCCAACGUUCAUUUGCUAGUUCGUUACUUACCUGAAUCAAUUCAAAAUUUUACACCUCAGUUCAACCCUGGACCGUUUGUGGAAGUAGCAGAUGUACGCGAAUUAUUAAAAAAAUGGAUAAGCGAGAUUAAACACUUAUUAGAGGAAGAGUUUCCAAAAAUAUUAUCUACAGUCAAAACACAGAUUGAACUAGUGAGCAUUCGGUCCAAAGUAUGGGCACUCCUAGAUGCUGACGAAAAUGUGAAAGGAAAGAAAAACAAUAAAUGGCAACAUAACACUGAGCAACUGUUGGGUACUUCAUAUUCUGUUUGGGAAAACCUUUAUCGGACCAUCUUCAAUAACAGGGCGAAAUUGAUUAUUGACGAACAAUUGGAAGAACUCGUGAACCAACCACACACACUCGUGUGGCCUGCAAUCAUAGACUCUAAAGAAAACACACUGAGAAAAGGCUUUUCUGUUACAGUGAACAUUUGGCCUGAUCCCACCACAACAAAGUAUUUUAAUGCAUUCAGUCUUCCCAAUCUAUCCUCCUCAAAAGAAAUUCAAGCUUUCAAAUCAGCAUUAACGGAAACAGUCUAUGAUAGAACCAACAUAUUAGGCAGAUUGCAAAAGGCUUUUGACGAUAAGUUAGAACAAAUCAGAAAAGAUAUACAAGAACAUAUGAAUAUACCAAAUGUUGAUAACGAUCAUUUUCAGUCCAUCACUGAUGCAGAAGCCAUCAAAGAAUAUUUUCAAGACAGGUGCUACGCUUCUGUACUCGACUUUUGUGAGGGUUUAAAUGUGCUGAUGAAGCAAGUUAGUGCAGAAAGCUGGAUGGAUCAAAAGUCUAAGAACUAUGUAAUUAUUUUCCUAGGUAGAUUUGCCAGGAACAUUGGUAUCUUAUCAAAAGAACUACCAAGAUCAAUCACUGUUUCUACUAUUCUACCGGAGACAGCAUCCAUGUUGAAGCUUCACAGUAAUCUGAAUCAAGAUUCUAAGUUUAUUGAGAUCCAAGAACAUUUAUUGAGCAUAUUCCAUAAAGCUCAUGACCCAUGGUUAUCAUUCUUGACCGAGAAGUUUACGGCCGCAUUGAAACAGACUCUCAUAUCAACAAAGUGGAAUGAUCAAUGUUCAGCUAUACAAAUAUGGGAAGGUAACAUGGUAUAUUUAAAGGGGAAAAAAAUAACUAAUGAGAAAGCUCAUAUUAGAAAACCUUGUUUUAUCAUUUUUAGAUGUCGAUGA
Mycotypha africana is the source of this 1500-nucleotide messenger RNA. RefSeq lists its product as uncharacterized. Gene Ontology annotation, biological process: intra-Golgi vesicle-mediated transport. The transcript is spliced from 4 exons. Gene Ontology annotation, cellular component: Golgi apparatus; COG complex. Bases 1 to 1500 code for a protein of 499 amino acids. The record is from RefSeq and is a predicted model, not a curated record. NCBI's taxonomy places the organism in Eukaryota, Fungi, Mucoromycota, Mucoromycetes, Mucorales, Mycotyphaceae.